This is a messenger RNA of Helicoverpa armigera (cotton bollworm), 1719 nucleotides long. RefSeq lists its product as uncharacterized. Bases 405 to 1331 code for a protein of 308 amino acids. The transcript has 3 exons. Lineage: Eukaryota; Metazoa; Arthropoda; Insecta; Lepidoptera; Noctuidae. The record is from RefSeq and is a predicted model, not a curated record.
AGGGGACUUCUGGGCCCAGCAGUUAACUACCUGAAAUAUGUAUUAAAAAAACCGUUACAUUUUUUUAAAUAAAAUCACAAAAUAUGGUACCAGGAUUCUACCCAGGAAGAGAGAAAACUUAAAUUAAGAUAAUAAGACUAAAUAAUCGAUUAAAUAAUGCCUGAAAUGCCUGAAUUACUAGUAAUCUACUGUAUUUUUAUUCCGGCAACACUUGUUGGUGGCAUGCGUCUGUCACUGACUGACAGAUGCACUCGUUUGUUUUCUUUCAUUCUGAGUGCGCACAUAUUUUCCUGGUUUUACUAUUUAAACCCACGACCUUGGCUUUUCGACGGAUCUUGCUACUCUGAAUUACCUGGCUCUCGAUUUUGGACAACUGUUACGCCUAUCGAUUGGAUAUCGACGACAUGGAUCGCUGUAUGAAUUGUACGAUUGCGCUUGGUCGCAGUAAUUCUAUUGGAAGAAAAGUCUUGGAGGAUGAGGCGAUUUUAACAGUUAUUCGUCAGUGGCGUGCAUCUCAGCCUGUAACCAGUGAGAACGUUGUAUGCCAAGCAUGUUGGGACUUGGCCCAAGAUGUGGUUCUUGGAAGACGUGCGAUUGAUGCACCAACCCAAGUUGGCCAUUCAAGCGUAUGUCUCCGCUGUGGUCGUUCACUCUUAGCCCGGCGGUUCAACCACCUUCUUCGUAAUGAUUCUGCUCGUGAAUCUGCGAUAUAUAAUGUGAUUAGAGAGUGGAUUCUACCACAAACGGUGGACGAGGCAAGUCGUAUAUGCCAUUCCUGUUGGAUAUUAGCAGACAGAGCUGCUGUUCAUAUGAGUACAGGUCCUUCGACUUCCUCACAAAGUAACCCACCGCCAGCCCAAUCAUCAGUUGGUGUUUCUGUUGGACAAUUGGAUGAAAAUCAUGACAACAUUCUACACGAACCUGAGAAUGUUUCCAUUCAACCAGAACAAAACCAAGGUAAUGAUGAUGUGCAUGAACCCUCAGUGGAACUACAUUCACCAAGUGCCCCAAUUGUGGAACCAGUACAACAGCACCCUGAACCAACAAUUGUAUUGCCAGAUUAUAUGCGGGCAGUUGAAACAGAGCGACGGUGCUUCAUAGAAGGUUGCCAGAGAACUGAACGAUAUAGAGUUCCUCUAGCAACGAGAAAAAUGUUGCUUAAUGAGCAUAAAUAUUAUGUACCACAAAAUAAUCGACUUUGUGAUAUACAUUUAGUAAUUGAGGCAUGGGACUUCCUUGAUAGUUUAAGGAGUAAUUAUUUACAAACAUUUACUGCAAGACAUAUCCAAGAUAUGUUUACACUAAAAGAAACCCCAAAAGAAAGGUUUUGAAUUUUGAAAAUAUUGAUAAUAUGGACGACCAUGUUGUGCAUACCUGGAUCGGGUUUACUAAAGUUCAGUUCCGUCAAUUAUUUGAUGAGGUUCCACAAUUGAUAGAAAUUCGUAAUAGUUCUUCAGUUUUAGCAGCCUAUCUUAUCAAAUUAAGAAGUGGGGACUCAAAUGAAAGAUUAGCAACAUUAUUUAAAACAUCUAAGAAAACUUUAGCCAAGUGGCUGUGUCAAGCCCGUGACAUAUUAACUGAACAUUUUGUGCCUCGGCACUUAGGUUUAGAACACAUCACUAGAGAACAAAUAAAAGAAAGGAACUUAGCCAUUCCUAGUGCUUUAUUUGAAGGAGAUUCUAGGCCCAUCGCUAUAUUUGAUGGAACUUACUGUUAUAU